AUGGACCGAAGGUGGCCUUGGAAGAAAAAAUCAUCUGAUAAAACUGUGCUUGACAAAGUAGCUGCUGAAUUGGAUUCUGCUGGUGUCUCUAAUCAGGAAAAUCAGGAUGUUUAUAAAAAGCCGAACUAUGUCCAAAUCUCUGUAGAGUCAUAUUCACAUCUGACGGGUUUGGAAGAACAAGUGAAGUCAUAUGAAGAAAAGGUAGAGACACUUGAGGAUGAGAUUGCAGAAUUAAAUGAAAAACUAUCAGCAGCAAACACUGAGAUAAAUACCAAGGAAGGUUUGGUAAAACAACAUGCUAAAGUAGCUGAAGAUGCUGUCUCAGGCUGGGAAAAGGCAGAAGCAGAAGCUUUGGCCUUGAAGAACCAUCUAGAAUCUGUCACUCUUUCAAAACUUACUGCUGAGGAUCAGGCGUCGCAGUUAGAUGGUGCUCUUAAGGAGUGUAUGCGACAGAUAAGAAACCUGAAAGAAGAACAUGAACUGAAAAUACAGGAUGUCGUCCUUGCAAAAACCAAGCAAUUGGACAAGAUUAAAGGUGAGUUUGAGGCUAGGAUACGGAACUUUGAACAGGAACUCCUCAGGUCUGCUGCUGAUAAUGCAGCUCUGUCAAGGUCCUUACAGGAACGUUCUAACAUGCUAGUCAAACUAAGUGAAGAAAAAGCUCAUGCUGAGGCUGAAAUUGAGCAUCAUAAGAGCAACGUAGAAUCAUGUGAAAGAGAAAUCAAUUCACUUAAAUAUGAGCUUCAUGUUAUUUCCAAAGAGCUUGAAAUUCGUAAUGAAGAAAAGAACAUGAGUAUGAGGUCUGCAGAAGCUGCUAACAAGCAGCAUGCAGAGGGUGUAAAAAAAAUUGCCAAGUUAGAGGCAGAAUGCCAAAGGUUACGUGGUCUAGUACGGAAAAAGUUACCUGGUCCUGCUGCGCUUGCACAAAUGAAGCUGGAAGUUGAAAGUCUUGGCCGAGAUUACGGAGAAACUCGAUUAAGGAAGUCUCCUGUCAAACCUGCUAGUUCUCAUUACUCUACGGUGCCUGAUUUCUCCCUGGAGAAUAUACAGAAACUCCAGAAAGAUAAUGAAUUUCUUACAGAGCGCUUAUUGACAAUGGAAGAAGAAACAAAGAUGCUGAAAGAAGCUUUGGCAAAACGAAACAGUGAAUUGCAGGCUUCAAGGAGUAUGUGUGCUAAAACACUUAGCAAACUUCAAACUUUGGAAGCACAAGUUCAGCCAAGUAUUCAUCAGAAGGGAUCUCCAACAUCUACCACUCAUAUGAACCAUGAAAGCAUUUACAGCCAAAAUACAGGCUAUGCACCAAGCAUGAUCUCCAUAUCGGAAGAUGGCAAUGAUGAUGCAAGAAGUUGUGCUGAGUCUUGGUCUACGGCAUUAAUCUCUGAGCUAUCCCAAUUCACAAAGGAAAAGAAUGCCGAUGAAUUGGGAAAAUCUGAAGAGACUGAGAAGUUGGAACUGAUGGAUGACUUCCUAGAGGUCGAGAAAUUUGCUGGAUUAUCGAACGAUUCUAUUGAAGAUGCUUCUACGUCAUUCACAUCAAACAAUAACAAGGAUGAAAUCAUGACCAAUGAAGUAUCCAAAGUUGGUACUAGCAAAGAUGAUCCCUCCGAGUCUGAAAAGAACAGUGAUUUAAAUCCAUUGGCAAUUCAAGUGUCCCCUGCUGCAGUAUCACCCAGUUCUGGUGGGAUAGAUGGCUUAUCACCAGCAGAACUUCAAUCAAGAAUACAAUCAGUUUUUGAGUCUGUGGCUAAGGAUGCUGAUGUGGGUCAGAUCCUGAAGGAUAUUAAACAUCUUCUUGAAGACGCACGUGUUCUUGAAGACGCACAUGAUACAUCCAUCCAAGACUCUGCUGCUGUCACUCCCCACGAUGUCCCGCCUUCUGAUAUUCCAUGUGAUAAAAAGGAUAAUUCUGAAGAUGCUGGUUCAGUUGCAGAAAAAGAACUCAUUUCAUCCCAAGAACCUACUCAAUAUAUACAAAUAACUUCUGACAUAGAAGCUGCAAUUUCUCAAAUUCAUGACUUCGUAUUGUUCCUAGACAGAGAAGCAAUGACAGUUCAUGACAUAUCUUCUGGUGGUGAUGGGAUAAGCCAAAAGAUGGAGGAGUUCUCUGUUACUUACAAUAAAGUCAAAUGCCAUGAAGCAAGUUUGCUGCAGUUUGUUCUUGAUCUGUCUCAAGUCUUGGCUAAAACAAGUGAAUUCAGAUUUAAUAUCCUUGGUUAUAAAGGUAUGGAAGCUGAAACUAACAGUCCUGAUUGCAUAGAUAAGAUUGCUCUGCCUGAAAAUAAGUUAGUUCAAGACACUUCGUCGGAAGAGAGAUAUCAAAAUGGCGAUUCCCAUAUUCUUAAUCCCUGUUCUAAUCCCGAGGUUCCUGAUGAUGGAAAUUUGACCUCAAGCUAUGAAUCAAAUGCCACAUCACAAAAGUUCUCCAUGGAGGAAUUUGAGGAAUUGAAAUUAGAGAAAGAGAAGGCAAUUGUGGAUCUGUCGAAAUAUUCGGAAAAUCUUGAAAUGACAAAGUCUCAGUUGCAAGAGACGGAACAACUUCUAGCUGAAGCUAAAUCACAACUGGCUUCUGCUCAAAGGUCAAACAGCUUAGGUGAGACUCAACUGAAAUGCAUGGCAGAGUCAUACAGAUCACUUGAAACACGUGCACAAGAGUUUGAGACUGAACUCAACCAUCUGAGAAAGAAGAUAGAAACUCUUGAGAACGAACUUAAAGGUGAAAAGAGAUCUCAUGAAGCAACUUUGGCAAAGUGCAAGGAGCUAGAAGAACAAUUGCAAAGGAAUGAGAGUUCAGCUGCUGACAAUGAACUUAAGACUAAAAAGGAGAGAGACUUGGCUUCUGCUGCUGAAAAGCUAGCUGAGUGUCAAGAAACAAUAUAUCUUCUUGGCAAGCAGCUAAAAGCUAUGCAUCCUCCUCAAACAGAACCAGUGGGAUCUCCAUAUGGUGAGAGGCUUUCGAAGGUUGAAGGUUUUGCAGAGCAUGAAGUUCAGAGCCCAAAUAUGCAGGAUCUGGAACAAGUUGAGAUGGACGGUGCUAGUUUUGCCUUUAUGCAAAGACAGGGUGCAGAGUCCCCUUUGCAUUUUACUAACAGUUUAUAUAGUCCAUCAGAUAAUGACUCAAACUUUCAAGCCAUAUCUCCUUUACCGCCACCAAAUCACAAGCCUUCAAAGUCAACCUCUUCCUCAGCUUCUUCCACUCCCACACCAGAGAAACAUGGCCGGGGUUUUAGUAGAUUCUUUUCAUCAAAAGCAAAAGUCGGCCAUUAA
Messenger RNA from Vicia faba (fava bean), 3267 nucleotides. Lineage: Eukaryota; Viridiplantae; Streptophyta; Magnoliopsida; Fabales; Fabaceae. The record is from the annotation of a GenBank genome assembly.